AUUCUUUAUUUCGAAAAAAAUUAAAAACGUUAUUGUUAUUUAACUGUGUUGAAAUCAAACAUGAACAAGAUGUGCUGCUCAAAUAGGCGGUUCCAAAUCAUUUUUUCCUACUGCUGCUAUGAUUUUUUAUGGGUAAGACGGCGGAUUGUCAUUUUUGAUUCCCGCAUAGAUGAGUGAAGCUAUUAUUAUCUUCAGAGCAAGGCGGAUAUUAUUUCCACCAUACAGCCUCGCCAUCAGAGCAAUUCUCCUAAAAUACAAACAGUAGUUAGUUGCACAGUUAACAUAUUUGCUAAAAAGGAUUCGCUUUGAGCUCUGAGUGAACUUAACUUUCAGUCAAUUUCAAGCCAUCACUUUCAGCUUUUAACUUACGUUCUUUAAUUAUUCCCAAUUUUGCUCCAGUUUUUUUUCUAACGUAUUUGUGAAACUGUUCUUCUUAUUUUUCCAUGCGUACUUGAUUUUUCCCCGGGAACUUAACUCAGUUAUAUUUAACUACAUUGUCUGCAUUUUCAUAAAUUACUUUUUUCUAAUUUGUUUGAUAUUAAGGUCUCCUUUUAUCUGAUUGUUAUUGAAGCCAAUCAACAAUUCAAAAAUGGAACAAACAAACUUGAAGCCCGUUAUAUUAUACACCUUUAUUAAUUUCUGUCACUGCAGUUUCCUCUAGAUAACUUUUAUUUAUUUAUUUUUAAGCAAUUAUUUCUUCGGCAUUAUUCGUUGCAAACACAGCUGGAAAUGUUUGCAUAUUCAUCCGCCAUCGGUCGCAACAACAACACUGCCCUGUAUGAGGGCGCCUUGGAGUUCUCUCCGGUUGUGAGAGGGGGCGUGCAGUCCUACUUGGGAAGUGGACUGACCUUUGACCUCUCUAGGGUCAGCGAGAGGGUGAAGAUCAACAUAUGUGGGCAGAUAUUCGAGACCAGCUUCAACAACAUCAAGAAGUACCCCAACACUCUUCUGGGUGAUUUUGACAAGUGCAAGUACUACUUUGACUGGAAUAGGAACGAGUUCUUCUUCGACCGGAACAGAGAGGCGUUCGACUGCAUCUUCUUCUUCUACCAGAGUGGGGGCAGACUGCUCAAGCCUCAGAACAUGGCACCAGAGGAGUUCCUCGACGAACUCAGAUUCUACGAGAUGGGGGAGGACGUGAUCAACAAGUACAUAGACACCCACUGUCCCCAGAGGAGACAAAAGGCGGAGGAGGAGCAGACAGCUGCAGCCGAGGAAGAGGAGAUGAGAAGGAGGAGGGGGAGGGGGAGGGGUGAAGGGGGAGAGAUUAGUGUGAGAGAGAGGGUGUGGAAGGUGUUCGACAAGCCAGACGAGAACACUCUCCCGUCCAGAAUAGUCGCAGGAGUGUCAGUGAUCAUGAUAGUUCUGUCCAUAUUUGUACUGUGCAUAGAGAGCCAUUACUACUUCGUCCUGGUGCCCAUAAACCAAACUGCCCUGGAUCUGGCAUACGCUAACUACCCUGGAAGCAGCACCUAUUCCAAGAACUUCACAAUCACCGACCAGGAUUUAGGUGAGGAUGGGCUGGAUGCAAUGUACCAGGAUAAGGAGAUCAUCCCCGGAAAGCGGAGGAGGACAGAUGCCAACCAUCAGAGUCUACUAGUGGCAGAGAGUCUGGCCAUGACCUGGUUCACAAUCGAGUUCAUAGUCAGGUUCCUGACUUGUCCCAACAAAGUGAAGUUCCUAAGGAGUGUGUUGAACAUCUUCGACCUGUUGGCAGUGGUGCCCUUCUACCUCUUCCUCCUCAUGGAGUAUGGAGUAGUGGACAAAGUGGACAACAGUGUCAAGGCCAGACCCCUCUCCAUGCUCAGAAUAUCCAGACUGGUCCGCAUAUUCCCCAUCCUCAAACUGUCCAGACAUUCCAAGAACCUGCAGAUUUUGGGCCACACAUUCAAGUCAAGUCUGAAUGAGUUGGGGCUGCUCAUCUUCUUCUUCUCCAUGUCAGUCGUUCUCUUCUCCAGUGCAGUCUACAUAGCAGAACAGGACUACACCCCACAGGAAGGCGAGUGGAAUGAGUUCAAGAGCAUUCCGGCUGGCUUCUGGUGGGCCAUAGUGACCAUGAGCACAGUUGGCUAUGGGGACAUGAUUCCACAGACAGUUACCGGCAAACUGGUCGGGUCGGCCUGUGCACUCGUCGGCAUACUGACCCUCUCGCUCCCUGUGCCAAUAAUAGUGUCAAACUUCACUUACUACUACAAGAGUGAGGGCGCCAAGACGAAUAGCAACGACGCCGACUUCGGAAACAUAGCCGACACUAUACAAAGGUAUUCGAUGAUGGGUCCUACUGUAGCGCCGAGAAGGAAAAAAUUGUCAAACGUGAGCGUGAAAACGAAUGCAGGAUCUCUUAAUUCUACAACGAUUUGAAACUCAAAUAUUUUUCCAAGUGUGUGCAAAUAAGCAUUGUCAAACUAAUAAUCUAAUAAUGCCAUAUAUUUUUUGUUGUGAAAUUAUAUUACCAAGAGCACUUGUU
Messenger RNA from Symsagittifera roscoffensis, 2467 nucleotides. RefSeq names its product shaker-related potassium channel tsha2-like. Gene Ontology annotation, biological process: protein homooligomerization; potassium ion transmembrane transport. The record is from RefSeq and is a predicted model, not a curated record. Lineage: Eukaryota; Metazoa; Xenacoelomorpha; Acoela; Convolutidae. The coding region runs from base 730 to 2361 and encodes 543 amino acids. Gene Ontology annotation, cellular component: membrane; voltage-gated potassium channel complex. The transcript has 10 exons. Gene Ontology annotation, molecular function: delayed rectifier potassium channel activity.